Brachypodium distachyon (stiff brome) is the source of this 1017-nucleotide messenger RNA. RefSeq names its product probable protein S-acyltransferase 7. The transcript has 5 exons. Lineage: Eukaryota; Viridiplantae; Streptophyta; Magnoliopsida; Poales; Poaceae. The record is from RefSeq and is a predicted model, not a curated record. Gene Ontology annotation, cellular component: endoplasmic reticulum; Golgi apparatus. Gene Ontology annotation, molecular function: protein-cysteine S-palmitoyltransferase activity. Gene Ontology annotation, biological process: peptidyl-L-cysteine S-palmitoylation; protein targeting to membrane. The coding region runs from base 1 to 1017 and encodes 338 amino acids.
AUGAACUCACACCAGAGGAGCACCGAGCAGCCUGACGACGAUUCUUUCUCCUCUGCAAUGUGCGAUCUCAAGUCGUCCGUUACCAAGAACUGGAGAUUUCUGAUCCCUUCUUGCUUCAGUGGAGCGUCACCGUCAGCACUGCCGCUCUCGUCGCCGCCGCCGACCACCGUGCACCAAGUCUGGCCUGGGAGAAAUGUUUUUUUCUUGGAUGGCCGUGUGAUCUGUGGACCUGACCCGCGAGGCCUCAUCUUGUCGGCCAUUUCAGUCCUUCUUGCAGAGUGGAUCUUCUUGGCCUACGUCGUCGACCCGUCGUCGAAGCAUCCAAUCCUGAUCGCUGUUUUCUCCAUGGCACUAGCUGCAACCGUGCUUGUCACUCUGCUCCUGACUGCAACAAGAGAUCCUGGGAUCAUACCAAGAAACCAAACCUCAGCGUCACAAGAACCCGGCACGAGCAACCUCAGAAGAACCAGGAGCCAGCGCAUCGUCGUUGACGGCGUCGAAAUGAAGCAAAAGUACUGCAGGGUCUGCAAGAUGUUCCGUGCUCCGAGGAGCUCGCACUGCGCCGUCUGCGAUAACUGCGUCGACAAGUUCGAUCACCACUGCCCCUGGAUAGGCCAGUGCAUAGGACUGAGAAACUACAGGUUCUACCUGCUGUUGAUAGCCCUGGCGCUGGCAUUCUACACGUACACGCUUGCGUUCUCGGUGAGGAGAAUCAGAGUGAAGCUGGACGCUCCUGCCGGUGCAGGUUUUUUCGUUUUGCUGAGAAGCUCACCGGAGAUGCUUGCUCUUGCGGCGUUCAGCUCCAUGGCUGUCUGCCUCCUUGCCUGCCUCUUAGCCUUUCAUGCCUUCCUUGUGGCGAUGAAUCAGACGAGCCAUGAGAGGCACAAAGAGCGGUACCGAAGCUCCUCCAAUCCUUAUGACAGGGGUGCCGUUGGGAACAUUAAGGAGUGCCUCUUUCAGAAAUUGCCUCCUCCGAGAGUCAAUUUCAGAGCCGUUGCCGAGUCUGGAACCAAUUAG